AUGCUUGCCUGUCAGAACACCCUCAGGACAAGGUUUGCUGCAGGGCAGCUCUGCAAGGCUUUUGGUGUGAGACUGGUCACGAACCCGCAAGUCAUCCAAUUGGCCAAGAAUGCAGGGUUCGAUAGUCUCUUUAUCGACCUGGAGCACUCGAGUCUCUCGGUAGACGAUGCGAGCAAGCUCUGCUGCGCUGGACUUUCCCUUGGCACAACGCCCUUUGUCCGUGUACCGCAUCAAAGCGGCAAUGGGUUGGUCCAGAAGGUGCUGGACGGAGGCGCAAUGGGUGUCAUCUUCCCGCAUGUGCAGAGCGCCGAGGAAGCCAAAGCGGCUGUAGCCAUUUCGAAAUACCCGCCAAUGGGCUGCCGGUCAAUGACAGGGCAACUGCCCGUCUUCUCUCUCAAGACUUUACCACAGCACCAAGUCAUCCGCGAGAGCAAUACUUCCGCAUCUACAGUUUUCGUCAUGAUAGAAAACGAAGCAGCCAUCGAAAAGGUCGAUGAGAUUGCUUCUGUGGAAGGAGUGGAUGUUCUCCUCAUCGGGUCCAACGACCUGGCCAUCGAGCUAGGCGUUCCAGGAGAGUUCCGCAGUGACAGAUUCAAGGGAGCACUGAGACAAGUGAGCGCAGCCUGUAAGAAGCACGGCAAAGUCAUGGGUCUUGCGGGCAUCUACGACCAACCUGAUAUCCAUGACUGGGCCAUUCACUCGCUGGGUGUGCGGUUCAUGCUUUGCCAGCAAGAUUCUGGGUUGAUCGCUGGUGGAGCUACAAAGUGUUUGGCGGCAGUUGCAGAUGUCGAGAAUGCUCAUGUGACAAACCGGGAUAUCACUGCGCGAGAAGAUGACAAUGACCAAGCUGAGAUAUCCAACGACCACUUGAAAGGCCUGAGAAACCCUUUGGUCACGAGUUCUCCUAGCUUCAUGACGGAUAACCAAGGCAAACGACGCUUCUUGGGCCCAUCGUCAACAUGGGCAUAUAGCCGACAUGCCAUGAGCAUGAUUCAGGCACACCUGGGCGAACACUCCUCUCCAGAUGUUCCGAUGAACGUCGAUGGCACUGCUUUUCCAUUGGAUACAGCUUCAUUGAAGGAUGAUUCCAGUUUGUCGACCUUGGACAAUUUGCCUUCGUUUGAUUAUGCCAUUUACCUGACCAACACUGUCAAGUUUCACAUCACUCAAACUUACCACUUGUUUGAGGAAUCUAACUUUAAUCGGACUCUAAAUGUCAUCUAUAGUCAGGACCCUCCGCCAAUAGACUCCAACCGACUCGAGUACAUACAGUACUUUGUCGUUAUGGCUCUGGGCAAGGCCUUGUUGGGGCGCGCUGGGUCUAAUGCACAACCACCGGGGAACGAAUAUUUCUUACAGGCCAUCAAAAUCUUUCCGGAUAUAACAGGACUUUGUCAAGAUCCAAUUUUAUCUGUUGAGAUCUGCUGUGGUCUAGCUCUAUACCUUCAGUCGAUUGACCACCGAAACAGCGCCUACCUCUAUCUUGGGCUGGCUCUACGCGUCUCUCUAAGUCAAGGCCUUCAUCGUGAUCUGACAGGGGGCUAUCUUGAUCCUACUGAAGAAACAAGACAUCGAAGUGCCUGGUGGACCCUGUACAUUUUGGACAGGAAGUUCGCAUCACUGAUGGGCGCCCCGAGCUCGAUAAACGAUGGAGAUAUUUCAGUUCUUCUACCCGAAGGGCCACAAGCAACCCAAAAGUCUAAAGUAGUCGACAUGCAUGUCAAGCUCUCACGGCUCAUGGCCAAAGUCAUCAACACUGUUUAUGCAACUGAUGAUCGACUGGGAUCAUCGUUCCUUCGAAACACGCAGGCUAUUCUUCGUGAACUGGCUAAGCUCGGGGAUGAUUUGGCUGCAUCCCCAGAGCUGAAGCCAGGGAACUCCAGUCCCGUUGGUCGAGUUUCAGCAACACUUAAUCUUUGCUAUCAUCAAUGCAUUCUGCUGGCUACACGUCCCCUUCUGAUCUGUCUCCUUCGUGACAGACUACAGGAUAAGACGGCUGGUGGUAGUCCCGAUCGACAUACCGUUGAGCCCAUCACGGCUCUUCUGAAAACGUCGAGUGAAUCUGCGAGCAAGUCAUUGCGCAUAUUGGCUGCCUUGCAAUCGCAUGACCUGUUAGAAAUAUUUCUCCCCUUUGACCUUGAGCAGAUAUUCUCGUCAGGUUUCAUCAUUACACUAAUCUCGGCCAUACACCCGUUCCCAAACGCCGUGGAUGAAUCCGGAUUUGACAAGUCUCUAAACCUACUCGACACACUCAUCGCCAACGGCAAUAUCCCAGCACGGUUCCGUCGCGAGGAACUUGUUCGUCUACACGAGAUGUUGCUCCUUGUUAGCCAGCAGGAGACCAAUCCCGAAGAUGUAGGAGGCGAUGUGUUGGAUCCAUCGCAUUCCAUGCCCCAUAGCAUGUCGCCGAACCAGAUAUUAUCCAUUGCCAACUUGCUGGAUUCUUAUCCAGAUCUAGACAGCAUAGUAGGCGUAGGAACUGAGGGGUGGUUAUGGGAAACAGACACUGCAGCAGUUCAGCAUUUGGAACCUCAGGCGGGCCAAGAUGUCCCAGCUAUUGGCAGUCCUCAGACCGAAAUACCCUGA
Molecule: messenger RNA, 2586 nt
Organism: Fusarium falciforme
Lineage: Eukaryota; Fungi; Ascomycota; Sordariomycetes; Hypocreales; Nectriaceae
Product: Fungal-trans domain-containing protein
Exons: 9
Coding region: 1-2586 (861 amino acids)
Biological process (GO): DNA-templated transcription
Molecular function (GO): DNA binding; zinc ion binding; catalytic activity
Source: RefSeq, a predicted model, not a curated record